Quercus lobata is the source of this 1083-nucleotide messenger RNA. RefSeq lists its product as uncharacterized. The record is from RefSeq and is a predicted model, not a curated record. The coding region runs from base 1 to 1083 and encodes 360 amino acids. The transcript has 3 exons. NCBI's taxonomy places the organism in Eukaryota, Viridiplantae, Streptophyta, Magnoliopsida, Fagales, Fagaceae.
AUGUGUAAGGAUUUGAUGAACCAAUCGCAGCAUUUGCAAAGGGUAGUUGAUCAUUUCACUACUGAACAAAUUGCAAAUAAUCGGUUGCAAUUAAAGGCCACAAUUUUUAUUGUGCGAUAUCUUGCCUUUCAAGCUAUAGCUUUUAGAGGUCGAGAUGAAAGUUUUAGUUCAUUAAAUCGUGGGAACUUUCAUGAAUCAUUGGGUAUUGUGACUUUUUGGAAUGAGAAGGUUGCUGAAAUAAUAGAAAAAGCUCCAAAAAAUGCAACCUACACAUCACCUAGGAUUCAAAAGGAAAUUCUACAUGUUUUCUCAGCCAAAGUGAAGAAGGCCAUUCGAGAAGAAAUUGGUGAUGCAAAGUUUUGCAUAAUGGUUGAUGAAGCUCGUAAUGAGUCCAUGAAAGAGCAAAUGGCUGUGGUGUUUAGAUAUGUUGAUGCAGAAGGCUUUGUGAAAGAACGCUUUUUUGGGCUUAUUCAUGUUGUUGACACUGCAGCUUUGACUCUAAAGAAGGGGAUAUAUUCUUUGUUAUCUCAAUAUUGCUUAUAUAUACAAAAUAUUCGAGGACAAGGAUAUGAUGAAGCAAGCAACAUUGUUUCAUGCAAGCGCAAUGAGCAAUUGAAAGUUGCCAAUGCUAAUGAAAUAGCACGUUUGAUUGAUCUUGAAGAGCUUGAGACUGGAAGUGGACUUAAUCAAAUUGGCACUUUACAACGACCUGGAGAAACACGUUGGAGUUCACAUUUUAGAUCAGUUUCUAGCUUAUUAAGGAUGUUUAGUUCAACUGUUGAAGUUUUACAAAAUAUAAUUGAUGGUACAAUUGAUGGAGAAAAUCGGGCAGAAGGAGAGUCAGCUUAUGAAGCACGCCACAAAGAGAUUGGCUCCGUCGUGAAGGCUCUGCAUGCCAUUGAGAGAUUGGCUCAUGUCGCUCCAAGUACCGGCAAUUUGCACGAACUCAACGGCGGUGAUGGACCGAAAUCUAUGUCUGGUUUUUGGACCUUGCAUCGAAGACUCGACAUCGGGGAUUUCCACACAGACGCUAUACUCACCGUCCCAUUUGUCUCGGCUGAGUUCGUAUCUGAGAAAGUGUGA